GAGCGCUGGGAUAGAAAGCCAACCGACACGUGUUCGUUUUUCAUCUGACAAACAAAAAAAAAAGGUAUGUUUUAUUUACGUUUUAAAAAGAAAUCCACCAAAGCAAAUUCAGUUCUUGCUCUUGGCACGCAACUAACUUCUCGUUGUCGGAGACUGAUUCGUGCGUGACACAUGUCAAAUGAUGAGUGUGAACAUGGCUACCGAAUCGGGCGCUAGAUAAAGAGAUUUUCAAAAUGUCUUUUAUGCUACCGACGUAAAAGAAAGAAAGAAAUUGUUAGGUAAGGACCUACUAAUUUCAAAACUUCAGGAAGAAGAUGAUUUCAGGCCCGGGAUACUUCUUGAUAUUCGUUAUGACAUGUUGGCUUAUUUUGUACACAAAGGAUUCCAUGGCGAGAAGUGACUCUGCUUUGGAAGUACAAGGUUAGCUUUCAAUUCGUCGAUCGAUGAGCGUUGUGGCUGCUGGUGUUAUGUGCUAUCUUACAAUGGAUACAGGUCUGGUUACGGUAUUAAACACUGUUACCUUAGCCACAUAUCAGCCUUUCUCUUUGUGAUCGUGAUUGACUUUCUGUACAAUUAUCCCACACUGUCUAAACUCAUUCACUGUCUUGUGCUAUUGACAUGUACAAAAUAUAACCUACAAAAUUUAGAACUUGUCGUAUUCAGAACGAACGAUUUGAUCCUAUGCAAGAAAUAUGUCACCAAAAUCUUAUAGCUGAAAAAAUUAUGUCGUUGAAUGUUGAAGACAGAAUGCAAAGUUCUUGUAUGACACAAGAUCUUGUUCAAACGCUUACUAUUUUGCUUGUGUAAGAUCUGAGUUUGCAAAUUUGGAGAUUUAAUCGAUAGAUUUGGACUUGAAGGUGGUCCAUGUUUUAAAUUUUUCUGCGGACCUAAAUUAAGUCUUUGUUGAGUCAUCUAUGCGUUUUGUUUGGAGCAAUAUUGGACAGAAAUCUCCCUUUUUAUUCCAAGACUUAAUGCUUAAGCUACUGAUUAGUUAUAAACCAUCCUGUAUACUUUUCUAGAGAGUGAAAUCUUAUGACUUGUGUAGCAAUGCAGUUUAAGUCAACUAAAGCUCUCAAGUCCAUGCUGGCAAAGAGAAAGAUUUCAUGGGCAUCACCUAUCAAGGGUGGAAAAGAGAAGAGGGUAUGGGGGCAUGUUCCCCUGGAAAAUUGUAAAAAAAUAAAAUAGCUAAAUUGUGCAUUUCUUUAAUCUGAGAGAGAAUUUUUGCUGUUAAGAAGUGUGCAAAAUGAGUGCAUAGGGAACAAUGAGUAAAUUAUAUUUGGAAGGAUAAUUUUAUAGGUUCUUAAUGAAAGCAGCAGUUUGCUAUCUCAAAAUCAACAGAAUAAAUGCAAAACCUUAUAGGAGUGAGGAAUAAUGGCUUUAGCAUGAGAGUGUAAGAAUGAAUUUGUUUGCGUGAGUUUCACACCCAAUGCAUGAGACUGGAGAGCUCUAAGUCAACACAACACAUUUAGCAUACUACAGCAUUUUUUGCUUUUGUUUCGUUUAUGUACCCAGUCUGAGUAUGGUAAUUUACAAGGGAUUCUUCAAUGCAUGCCAUUUGUUUAUUAAUGGUGCUGUAAAUUUUUAGUGGGUAGGGAGAUUCAUUGUAAAAGGAAAUGAUAGGAUGAGGGCUGGAAGAAUAAAGUAACAUUUCAAUAUUCCAAAAGGCAAACAAAUUUCCAAACUUAAAUAUGUUUGUUCUACCUUAAGAAUGAUGUUCACCAACCAACUGUCAAGCACAAAAGUAAAAUCAAAAAGUGGAAUUAAACACAAUAAAAAUAGAGGAACUGUAUUUUCAGGAGGGUGAAAAACAAAGAGACAAUUGUAAUGCUGUAAUCAAUGCUGUCUCCACUGCCUUGGGUAUAACCUUCACCAAUAACUAUUUUGUUUUAAUUAUGCAAACCCCUUGAGAAGGCUAUAACACUGUUUAUACAACAGCUCAACAGAAUUGCCCUUUACUCCUGUGAAAAAAUCCUUAAGUCUGUGAGAGAUUUUGUUUUCAUGGCAUUGUUUAAAAACCACAAGCUGUAUCAAUUUGUUCUGACACAAGAAAGAGCUGAUGACAUCACCAAGUGUGAGCUGGUUACUAAGCCAGCGUUGGUUUCGCAACCUAUGAGGGAUGGUGUACAUUAG
Pocillopora meandrina is the source of this 2130-nucleotide messenger RNA. The record is from the annotation of a GenBank genome assembly. Lineage: Eukaryota; Metazoa; Cnidaria; Anthozoa; Scleractinia; Pocilloporidae.